Molecule: messenger RNA, 1921 nt
Organism: Prosopis cineraria
Lineage: Eukaryota; Viridiplantae; Streptophyta; Magnoliopsida; Fabales; Fabaceae
Product: protein IQ-DOMAIN 24-like
Exons: 4
Coding region: 138-1400 (420 amino acids)
Molecular function (GO): protein binding
Source: RefSeq, a predicted model, not a curated record
CCAUUCCGUUACCUCCUUCCUUCAGAGUAGUAAAUUCCGUCUCUUCUCACCCUCUCUGCCAAUUAAAUUCUCUCAAUAUGUUCCUCUUCGCCAGAAUCCCGACCCUUUUGUCGGAAUUCUCCACGCUCCGAUGAGACAUGGGUUUCCUCCGGAGACUUUUCGGCGGCAAAAAGCCGGCUCCUCCAGCAGGAGGCCCCCACAAGUCCGGCUCUGAACCUGGCAAGAGUAAACGGAGAUGGAGCUUUGCCAAACACAGCAAAGACAAAUCCCAAAGUGCUACUUCUGAUCCCAACAGCAUCGACCUUUCCACAUCUUCGCUUCCAUUCAGUGAUUCCUUGAACGCUAAUAAACAUGCCAUUGCAGUGGCUGCGGCGACGGCGGCCGUGGCGGAGGCCGCUCUCGCUGCGGCUCAUGCAGCGGCCGAGGUGGUUAGACUCACUAAUGGCGGCGGCGGUUGCGGUCCUAGUACAAACCAGCACCAGUGGCCGGAAGAGAUCGCCGCCAUUAAGAUACAAUCGGCGUUUCGUGGUUACUUGGCAAAGAGAGCUCUGAGAGCACUAAAAGCAUUGGUGAAGUUGCAAGCAUUGGUAAGAGGUCACAUUGUAAGAAAACAAACAGCAGAUAUGCUGAGGCGCAUGCAAACUCUGGUGAGGCUGCAGUCCCGUGCACGUGCAAGUCGCAUGCAGUUGUCGCAUAUUCUCCAUUCUACCAAGUCUCCACUCUCUCGACACCCUGUCUCUGAACAUUAUGAGUCUUCACUCAGAGCCUCAAGUACCAAAUUUGAUGGGUCUCCUCUGCUCAAGAGAUGCAGUUCCAAUGCAAAUUUUAGGGACAUUGGCUCGGGGAGAUCGAGGUUUGGAUCGCAAUGGUUUGACCCCUGGGUGGAAGAAAACGUUUGGAACCAUCCUGGAGGAGAUGACGAGAAGAGUGACAAAAUUCUCGAAGUUGAUACGUGGAAGCCACACUUGAACUCCCAGAACGAGAAUCGUUUGCCGUAUGAGUCUCCCUCAAAGCGUUCAUCAACAAGAACUGUAAACCAAAGCAUCUUCAGUUCCCUUAAGUUUCAGAAGCGAAAAGAAGAGAAAGCUUCAAGAGCUGCAGAGAACGGCAACGAAUUCUCGGCCCAUUCAUAUCAGAACAGUCCAGAGUCAUUUUCUACUUCAAGAAGAAGGUCAGGUCCUUUCACACCCACAAGGAGUGAGUGUGGCUACUUUGGUCACCCAAAUUACAUGGCCAACACUGAGUCAUCUCGAGCCAAGGCUAGGUCAGUGAGUGCACCAAGGCAAAGGCUUUGGGAUUCUUGGAAUAAUUCAGACAGGCAUGCUGAUUUCAGAAGCCAAUGUUUCACAUCUUCAACUUCAAGCCGCUUCAGCAGAAUCUGGAGUACCCAUCUAAGGUGACACAAUAAAUUUCAUCACUCAGUCCAACCCUUUUGAAGGAGGCAUCAAAUUUUAUUCCUGAUGGUGUUUAUGUGCCCGAAAUUUGGAUCUUCUACGUUUUCUUCUCUUCACUUUUUGGUCAAUUUCAAAGAGAGAUAGACAUAGAACAUAUGAAGCCCUUUUGAAUUGUUUGAUCCAUUUACAUAUGUAAGAUCCGCUUGAGUGAUGGACUCUGUACAUUCUAUAUCUAUCUCUAUCUAAAAUUUACGGAGAGAAGGAAAGGAAGAAGAUCCAAACAAAGAUUUGAGAAUAUUUUACUAGUUUAAGGUUAAAAAAAAAAAUUGUCUAACUUCUUUUUAUUUGUAUGUAUGUGUUUAGUUUUGUCUCUCUAUAUUGUAUAAGUCGUCUUUUUUUUUUCCUCUACUUUUUUGGGUGAAAAUGGGAGAAGUUUGGGAAUGUAAUUAUUUGACCUGCAUCAGUGUAGCUUAUGACAAAGAACAGAGUUGAGAGCGUUGAUGUUAUAAAUGUAUUGGUUCCUCCUA